Molecule: messenger RNA, 3442 nt
Organism: Linum trigynum
Lineage: Eukaryota; Viridiplantae; Streptophyta; Magnoliopsida; Malpighiales; Linaceae
Source: the annotation of a GenBank genome assembly
CAUUAAGGCAGAGUGAAAACGUGACAGCCCUGUUGCGGGCGGCCUUAAUUAUUCCACCUACUCCCUCCCACAUGAAAUCUCUGAAACGAAUACCAAUCGUCCAUCACUUCGGUCCCACCGAAGAUGGACGGUCGAGAUUCGGCUAAUUGCUGCUAAGCAUUAUCAGUCAACUAAAAAUGCUCUCCAGCUUUGACGUCUCCCGCCAGCCACCGAAUUCGAGGUGGAAAGAAAAAAGCCAUCCCCGCGGUGUCUCUGCCACCGCGAUCCAGCCACCAUGUCCACCUCCGCCGCCGUUCGUGGAUUCACCGACGCAGAAACUCCACUUCUCUACGACGACACCGUUGAUGGUGCCGUCGACUACAAAGGCCGCCCCGUCCACCGCUCAAGCUCCGGCAGUUGGAGAUCCGCCGCUUUUAUCAUCGGUGUGGAAGUUGCUGAGAGGUUUGCCUAUUACGGGAUCGGAUCCAACCUCAUCACUUACUUGACGGGGCCACUCGGCCAGUCAACGGCCGUCGCGGCGGCGAACGUCAACGCUUGGUCCGGAGCCGCGUCGCUGUUGCCUCUCCUCGGCGCCUUCGUCGCCGAUACCUUCCUCGGGAAGUACCGCACCAUAAUUGUUGCUUCCAUUGGCUACGUUCUGGGACUCGGGUUGCUGACUCUAUCAGCCGUUCUUCCCGCCCUUGGUGUGUCUUCCAGUUUAAUCCAGAUAGUCCUCUUCUUCUUCUCCCUGUACCUAGUAGCACUCUCACAAGGAGGCCACAAGCCUUGCGUACAAGCAUUUGGUGCGGACCAGUUCGACGGGCAAGACCCUGCAGAAUGCAAAGCCAAGAGCUCCUUCUUCAACUGGUGGUACUUCUGCAUGUGUUCUGGGACCUUUGUAGCUAUAGCGGUGCUGAAUUACGUACAGGACAACGUCAACUGGGGGCUCGGAUUUGGAAUCCCAUGUCUCGUGAUGGUUGCAGCACUUGUGAUCUUCCUGCUUGGGACGAGGACGUAUAGGUAUAGCGCCAAGAGGGAUGAUGAGAAUCCAUUUCUGAGAAUUGGGAAGGUGUUUGGUGCUGCGUUAAGGAACUGGAGAGCUGAUUCUUCUGCUGUUGCUCUUGAGGAGGAAGCGAGAGGGAGUCUGCCACACGAACACUCUGAGGAAUUCAGGUUUCUCAACAAGGCUCUGCUAGCCCCAGCAGAUACCAAAACCGGCGGGAAACUCUGCACCCUCAACGAGCUCGAAGAAGCCAAGUCGGUCCUUCGACUCAUCCCGAUAUGGUCAACAUGCUUAGUAUAUGGCAUCGUAUUCGCUCAAUCCACAACCUUCUUCACCAAGCAAGGCCUAACCCUGGACAGAACACUCUUCCCAGGCUUCCAAAUCCCACCAGCUUCCCUGCAAUCAUUCAUAACCCUCUCCAUCCUCAUCCUCAUCCCAAUCUACGACCGCCUCCUCGUCCCUCUGUUCAGGAUCAUCACCGGUAAGCCCUCCGGAAUCUCCAUGCUCCAGAGAAUCGGAACCGGAAUCUUCCUCUCCUUCCUCUCCAUGGCCAUAGCAGCACUGGUCGAGAUCAAGCGACUCCAGACAGCCAUCGACCAUGGAAUCGUUGACCGUCCAGAAGUCACGGUCCCCAUGAGCUUCUGGUGGCUCAUUCCUCAGUACGUCCUGUUCGGAGUCUCGGACGUCUUCACCAUGGUUGGGUUGCAGGAGUUCUUCUACGAUCAGGUCCCGAGCGACUUGCGUAGCAUGGGGUUGUCCCUAUACCUUAGUAUAUUCGGGGUUGGGAGCUUUCUCAGUAGCUUCAUGAUAUCGGCGAUCGAUCGAGCAACGACAGGUGCAGAUGGUGGUGGGGAUAGCUGGUUUGCCAAUAACAUAAACCGGGGGCAUCUCGAUUACUUCUACUGGCUGCUUGCUGGGAUGAGUGCGGUUCAGUUGGUCCUGUACCUGUGGUUUGCCAAGUCUUACGUGUAUAACAAGGGAUCUUCUGUGUAACAAUUACUCCAUGCUUUCUUGUGAUUUAGGGUCAAUUUACCUCUGUAAUUGUAUGUAUACUUUGGAGUUGGGACUGUUGCUUAAGGUUCGUUCGGUCAGCACGUAAGGUAGGGUAUAUAGGAAUUUUUAAGAAUUCGUGUAUUUUAUAGGUUGAAUUUGUAAGAAUUCAUGUAAUGUCAUAAGAUGAUGUUUGAUUUGUAAGAAUCUAUGAGAUUGAGUCUCGUACUAUUCGUUGAAUCAUUAUAGGUCAAAAUCAGGGUUUAAGAGGGCAUAGUCCUGUGUCCGUUUAGGUAUUAGGCAGUGACAAAACGCCUCGUUUAGGAUUUUGGUCACAAUUAGGUGUUCUUAAUGGUGAGGUAAAGCUAGACAUGAUUAAUUGACAGAACAAUUAAACGUGCUGACAGAACAAUUAUUGAAAUAAUUUGAAGCUGAUCUUUCCAAAAUGAUGCCAUCUCCAGCUACCUUAUAUUUGAAUCGACCAUUUGCCAUGCUCUUCACCAUUACAGAUCAUUCACACCCCACGACUUUCUAUAAACUAGUGAUUCUAAAAAUCAUGACAAGUUUGUUGUUGAGGGUUAGCUAAGUUAUUAAUCAUUUAAAAUUGAACUCGAGAAAAAAAUGUGAUAUAAAAAUGGCAUUACUAUUGAAAAUUGUUAUUUUCACUAAAACGUCCAAGAACCGCUUAGACAUGCCAGACAUUAGGUAGGACCCCAACACCUGCCCAUCGCCUAGUUCGUUUUUGAAUAUUGAUCAAAUCAUUAACAAUACCAAUAAAUUGGUAAUACUAAAACAACAUAUAUUCUGAAAAUGAGUAGACUAAUUAUCAAAGGAGCUAUCAAUUAUGGACUCUCCUUGGUUUUUAUCAUUCCUCUUCUGAAGAACACAUCAAAUAGGGCUGAUCAGAAAGUCACCAACCAACCUAACGUUACAACCAUCAUGCGCUAAGAUUCUCCUACCAAACAUAUUCUGUUCGAGAAGGCCUCUGGUCCCAGGCCCAGCACAAAAGCUAAUCAUGAUUUCUGUCAAUGGAAAGAAAAAAGGAUUAUUGAUCUCUUUGUUAAGACUUAAGAUAUUUAAAAUGAUAAAAACGGGAAAGGAAUAUUUCACUAAAAAAAAAACUGAAAAAAGACAGCAAAGAAAUGCCAUCCAACAGCUUUUCGUUGCUUCUCGAAGCAAGCAAACAAACAUGCCAAGUUCAGAAUUAGAAAUAACAUCUUGUUUAAUGUUAUUAGAGGCUUGUUUGGAUUAGAAUCUCAAUCGACACUAUCACCUCUGCAAGAAAGGUAGAACUGGGGGAUUGUGAUGUGGAGUGGUGUCGUAGCGGAGUCAGGGUUUGAAACUACCCUUGUCUUGUUUUCAUAAUAUAAAUAUAUAACUAUUUAAUUAAUAAAUAAAAUUAAACUAAUUAUAUCCAAAUAAUUCAUUCACAUAUAAAAAAUAAUUGACUAAUAAAAUUAUUAUUUUCAU